Panonychus citri (citrus red mite) is the source of this 1061-nucleotide messenger RNA. Its product is annotated as tetratricopeptide repeat protein 1-like. The coding region runs from base 155 to 919 and encodes 254 amino acids. The transcript has a single exon. NCBI's taxonomy places the organism in Eukaryota, Metazoa, Arthropoda, Arachnida, Trombidiformes, Tetranychidae. The record is from RefSeq and is a predicted model, not a curated record. Gene Ontology annotation, molecular function: protein binding.
GUAGUGAGCGCGAUCAGAUUUGCUUUCAGAUUUUUGCUUUUGAUUGUUUUGUUGAUUCAAUUACUAAUUGUCAUUUAUCUUAAUUAUUGUGACCUUUUCCCCCGGUUUAUUUGAUUGAAUUGAUAAAUUUUAGGUGUAUUUUAAGUAGAUAACGAUGGAAAAUCUACCUGGAUCAAGUGAAGAAUUGGAAAAUAAUGAUUCAAAUGGUGAACCAGAAUUACAACAAUUAUCAGCUGAGGAAAUUGAAGAGAUGAAAAUUAAAUGUGAUCAACUUAAACAACAAGGAAAUACCAAAUUUAAAGAUAAUCAACUUGAUGAAGCAAUUGAUUUAUAUUCACAAGCAAUCAAUCUGUGUCCAUUAACCAAUAUUCUAGAAAGAUCUGUUCUAUUUAAUAAUCGAGCUGCUGCUUAUUUCCAUAAACAUGGUGAAGAAUCAAGUCAAUCUGAUGGCGAUGAUAACAAUAAAGGAAGGAACAAUUUAACGGAGGUUGAAGAAGAAGAAGAAGAAGAUGACAAAGAUGAUGAAGAUAAUUUGGAGACAAAGGAAAAGACUGAAAGUUGGCUGGACAAAUGUGUAGCUGAUUGUUCAUCAUCAAUUGAUCUUAAUGAAAAGUAUAUUAAACCCUAUCUAAAGAGAGCUCAAGCUUAUAGAAAGAUGGGAAAGGAUAAAUUGGACCUUUCAUUGGAAGAUUAUGAGAUGGUGAUUAAAAUUGAUCCAACAAUCAAGGAAUGUUAUCCAGCAAUUAACCAGUUAAAAGAAGAGAUUGACAAACGUAACGAACAGAUGAAAAAUGAGAUGAUUGGAAAAUUGAAAGACAUCGGUAAUGUUGUUCUCAAUAAAUUCGGCCUAUCAACUGAUAAUUUCCAAAUGGUUAAAAAUCCUGAUACUGGUUCAUAUUCAAUUAAUUUCAAAAGCUAAAUUGAAAUUAACCAAACACCAGCAGAAUUUGUUUCCCAUCAGUUUUCAUCAGUUACAUUCAGCUUGUUACGAUUAAUAUUAUGUAUAUUUUCCAGUGAUAAUCAAUUAAAAACCCAAUUGAAUUAUUAUAAAUGAAACGAAA